CACGCAUGCGCAUUAAGUGGGCGGAUGUAAUGAUUUCGAUGGGAAGAAAUAAUAUUCAGCAUCGAAGGAAUAACAACUGAAAGCAGAGCGCGCUCCCGUCUCACCUGCUGGUGCGCGAGCCCGACAACCAGACAGCUGCGUCUAAUCAAGGUGUGCAGAAAACACCACCGCCGUUCACUAUCCUUGACAACAACCUACAGUUCUGACCAAUCCAAAAGCUGAACGGACAAACGAGAAAAUACAGCAAAUAAGAAAUAGUAAAUAAGCUGAGAUGGGCACAAGCGCCCCCCGCGACCCCAAAAGGAAUAAGCGGUAGGAAAUGGAUGGAUGGAUUUCUAGUUUGGGCACCAGCGACCCCAAAAGGAAUAAGCGGGAAACUUUCUGCUGCUCUCCCUGCGGCCACAAAGCGCGGUCCUAGUGCCCUCCAUGUAUCCCAACUUUCUGACCGCCAUUAUACAAACAAAGAAGACGAACGACGAAGCCAAGUUGGAAGUGGUCCAUGGAAAGGUUGACAGCGCGACCUCCUGUACUGUAGAAUGUGGUAUGGACCAUAGCACAGGACGAAGAAGUCCCGUUAAGAAGCCGUGGAGGCCUAAGACGCUCUACUAGUCUGCCGGAAAUCCAAAGAAGACGAAAGAGUAAAAAGCAAAAUGGCGUUUGACAGAGAAGGCCUAAACGUGGCCACUGGCCAUUAUUGUUUCUCUAUUUGUAUUUAGUGCAUACAUAUACGCAUAUAUGUGAUGUAUUAGAUGAAACAUUGUUAGUCAUUGUUUGUAUCCGGAUACAUUAGUCUGAGCGCACGUUAUCGCCUCUUGCGCUAGUUAGCUUAGCUUGUUAGCUGCUAACAAAGCGACGCGGACGUUAUCAACACAUCGCUAAGUUGAGAUCAAAUGUGAGAGUCAAGUGUCGUGAUUGUGGGAAAAUGUGCGAAAGAACGAUAGUAAAGUAUGAGGAGGAACUUUGUCCAACAAAAGAGGAGAAGGAGCGACAACAUCAACUACUGGACGCCGUUUUCAAGAAACAUCAAGUUGUGUUACACAGAACAGACGUCCAGCAGCCCCCCCACAUUAAAGAGGAAGAGGAGGAUCCACAGUUCCCCCACAUUAAAGAGGAAGAGGAGGAAGUGUGGAUGAGUCAGGAGGGAGAGUGUCUUCUAGGGCAGGAGGAGGCUGAUGUCAGCAACUUUCCACUGACUGUUGUCUCUGUGAAGACUGAAGAGCAUGAAGACAAAGCAGCUGAGUCCUCACAGCUUCAUCACAGUCCAAACGUCCAGCAGGUGUCAGCAGAGAGUCAUGAAGAGAUUCCCUCCAAACAGCAGGAGUGGAGCUCCAGUGUGGGACAGAAGGAGCUAAAGGCCCCCUCCCACAUUAAAGAGGAGCAGCUUCAUGAUGAAGAUGAAGCUCAGUCCUUACAGCUUCAUCACCGUCAAAGUGAGGAGAACAGAGGGGCGGAGCUUGUAAGUCAACACAUCACAGAAGCUGAUGGAGAGCAUUGGGAAGAUAUCAAGUCAGAACCAGACAGCAUCUUUGCUCCACUGUCAGACAUGGACCACAUGAUAUCAGACUCCUCUGAUCACAGUGACCACAUCCAAAAGCCUUUGGAGAGUAAAAAUGACUCUAAAGGUGAUACGAGACAUCACACUAACAACAAACUCUUUGACUGCUCUGGAUGUGGGAAAUCAUUUAGACGGAAGAGUGAUUUUACAGAACACAUGAGAAUACAUACUGGGGAGAAACCUUUUACUUGCUCGGUUUGUAAGAAGAGUUUCUCCACAAAGCAACACAUGACCAGACACAUGAGAACACACACUGGAGAGAAACCCUAUACUUGCUCUGUUUGUAAGAAGAGUUUCUCUAUAAAGCAACACAUGACCACACACAUGAGAAUGCACACUGGAGAGAAACCUUUUCCUUGCUCUGUUUGUAAGAAGAGUUUCCCCUCAAAGCAACACAUGACCAGACACAUGAGAACACACACUGGAGAGAAGCCUUAUACUUGCUCUGUUUGUAAGAAGAGUUUCUCUGUAAAGCAACACUUGACCACACACAUGAGAAUACACACUGGAGAGAAACCUUUUCCUUGCUCUUUUUGUAAUAAGAGUUUCUCCAUGAAGCUUGCCAUGACCAUACACAUGAGAAGACAUACUGGGGAGAAACCUUUUCCUUGCUCUGUUUGUAAAAGGUCUUUCUCCAGAAAGUUUGACAUGACCACACACAUGAGAAUACAUACUGGAGAGAAACCUUUUACUUGCUCUGUUUGUCAGAAGAGUUACACCAUAAAGACUGUCAUGAUCAGACACAUGAGAACACAUACCGGAGAGAAACCUUUUACUUGCUCUGUUUGUAAUAAGAGUUUCUCCAGAAAGCCUAACAUGUCCACACACAUGAGAACACAUACCAGAGAGAAACCUUUUACUUGCUCUUUUUGUAAGAAGAGUUUCUCCAGAAAACAAAACUUGACUGCCCACAUGAGAACGCACUGGAGAGAAACUGUUCAGUCGCAAUGUGUGUGAUGAGAUGUUCCGGUCUAAGUAUAAUGUCAGUAAACACAAGUCUGUAAGAGGCAUGGAAGCUGCAGGGAUUUAAAAACACUUAAGCAGUGAUUGUGUUAAAUUUACUUUAAGAACACAGCUUGUUUAAUAUGAAUGUAAGUUUGGUGUUGUAUGUAGUGCUUCUCUUCUUUUACUGUUAUAUGUUGUCCUGGAAUUACUCUUUAAAGGCCUAUUGACAUUAGAUGUUCUUAUUUAAACGGGGAUAGCAGCUCCAUUCUAUGUGUCAUACUUCAUCAUUUUGCGAUAUUGCCAUAUUUUUGCUGAAAGGAUUUAGUAGAGAACAUCCACGAUAAAGUUCGCAACUUUUGGUGCUGAUACAAAAGCCUUGGCUGUACCGGAAGUAGCAGACGAUGUGCGCGUGACGUCACGGGUUGUGGAGCUCCUCACAUCUGAACAUUGUUUACAAUCAUGGCCACCAGCAGCGAGAGCGAUUCGGACCGAGAAAGCGAUGAUUUCCUCAUUAAUUUGAGCGAGGAUGAAAGAUUUGUGGAUGAGGAGAGUGAAGGACUAGAAAAAAAAACAAAAUAAGACUAUACAGUGGGAGCGAUUCAGAUGUUAUUAGACACAUUUACUAGGAUAAUUCUGGAAAAUCCCUUAUCUGCUUAUUGUGUUACUAGUGUUUUAAUGAGAUUAUAUGGUCGUACCUGUACAACCUGAAGGUCGGCCCCGCAUCUUUCUUCAGCACCAGUCGACGGGUGGUGGCGAUGCCCAUCUCUGCCCUUCGCAAGGGACCCUCUUUGAAAUGAUGGCUGCAUAAUACACUGUACUUUGUGUGUGUGGUCCAAUCCAACCGUGUUCGCUUGACAUCUCCGUUCCAUAGUAAAGCUUCACCGUCAUCUUUCAGGAAUGUAAACAAGGAAAAGCCGGCUGUGUUUGUGUUGCUAAUGGCGGCCGCAAUACACCGCUUCCCACCUACAGCUUUCUUCUUUGACGUCUCCACUAUUCAUUGAACAAAUUGCAAUAAAUUCAGCAACACAGAUGUCCGGAAUACCGUGGAAUUAUGCGAUGAAGGCAGACGACUUAUAGCUGGUGAAUGAUGCCGGAACAAAACGUCCUCUACAAUGCGUGACGUCCCGCAAACUCGUCAUCACACCGAGACGUUUCAGCAGGAUACUUUGGCGCGAGUUUUAAAAUUGCAAUUUAAUAAACUAAAGCGGCCGUAUUGGCAUGUGUUGCAAUGUUAAUAUUUCAUCAUUGAUAUAUAAACUAUCAGACUGCGUGGUGGCUAGUAGUGGCUUUCAGUAGGCCUUUAAAUUGUGUGCAUUUAUUGAAUAUCAUAUAUGAAGCUACUAUUUAAUUUUUUUUCCUCAUCUUUGAAGAGAGGACAACUUAUUAUUUUCAUUAGAGGGUGUUUUUGUCUCUUAUAAAUCCACACAUAUUUUUGAUUUCAUUUGAUUGAUGUUAUUAUCCAAUUAAAAGUAGGAAUGAAUAACAUUGUUAUUAAAAUGUGGACUUGGGUAGAUUA
Messenger RNA from Nerophis ophidion (straightnose pipefish), 4016 nucleotides. Its product is annotated as gastrula zinc finger protein XlCGF57.1-like. The coding region runs from base 923 to 2512 and encodes 529 amino acids. Gene Ontology annotation, molecular function: RNA polymerase II cis-regulatory region sequence-specific DNA binding; DNA-binding transcription factor activity, RNA polymerase II-specific. Gene Ontology annotation, cellular component: nucleus. Gene Ontology annotation, biological process: regulation of transcription by RNA polymerase II. The record is from RefSeq and is a predicted model, not a curated record. Lineage: Eukaryota; Metazoa; Chordata; Actinopteri; Syngnathiformes; Syngnathidae. The transcript has 6 exons.